CCCCUGUCUUCCUGAACAGCACCUCGAGCGAGCACCGCCCGCCCUGCUGCCAGGGCCCGGACACCCGAGCUCCAGCCAUGGCUUCUCUGCUCGCCAAAGACUCCUACCUGCAGAACCUGGCCAGGAAAAUCUGCGCCCAGCCCAGCGCGGAGCCGCAGAAGCGCAAGUGGGCUGGCCAAACUGAAAACUCGAAAGCUGCUGGGCCCUCCAAAAAGAAAAGGAAGAAAACACAGAAGAAAUUCCAGGAGCAGAGAGAGAAGGCUGCGGAGCACAAGGCCAAGUCUGUGGAGAAGUCUCCAGCAGCUUCUGGGGCCAAGGAAUCAGUGACGACUGAAGAGGGGGAGGCCUCCACCGUGGCCCCUGCAGAACGCCCGACCCCAGAACCUGACUCUUUCUUUGCCCUGGAUGUCCUGCGGCAGCGGCUGCACGAGAAGAUACAGGAGGCGCGGGGCCAGGGCAGCACCAAGGAGCUGUCCCCCGCCACUCUGGAGAAGAGGCGCCGGAGGAAGCAGGAGCGAGACCGGAAAAAGAGGAAGCGAAAGGAGCUGAGAGCAAAGGAGAAGGCAGCUAAGGCCGGGAAGACCGAGGUGGCUACUGAGCCAGCCCCCGUGGCGCCCUGCCCGGAGCCGCAGGAGCAGACAGGGCUGAUCUUUAAUAAGGUGGAGGUGGGCGAGGAGGAGCCGGCCAGCAAGGCGCAGCGGCAGAAGGAGAAGAGGCAGCAGGUGAAAGGCAAGCUGACGCCCCUGACGGGCAGGAACUACCGGCAGCUGCUGGAGCGGCUGCAGGCGCGGCAGGCGCGGCUGGAGGAGCUGCGGGAGCGGGACACGGGGCAGGCGCAGGCGCUGGAGGCCAAGAUGCAGUGGACCAACCUGCUGUACAAGGCGGAGGGUGUGAAGAUCCGCGACAGCGAGCCGCUGCUGCAGGAGGCCCUCAAGCGCAAGGAGAAGCGGCGGGCGCAGCGGAAGCGUAAGUGGGAGAAGCGCACGGCGCAUGUUGUCGAGAAGAUGCAGCAGCGGCAGGACAAGCGGCGGCAGAACCUGCGCAAGAAGAAGGUGGCCAAGGCUGAGCGGCGCAUGGAGAAGGCCCGCAAGAAGGGCCGGAUCCUGCCGCAGGACCUGGAGCGGGCCGGCCUGGUCUGA
Trichechus manatus latirostris (Florida manatee) is the source of this 1139-nucleotide messenger RNA. It is a transcript of the gene SURF6, whose product is annotated as surfeit 6. Bases 78 to 1139 code for a protein of 353 amino acids. The transcript has 5 exons. Gene Ontology annotation, molecular function: DNA binding; RNA binding. NCBI's taxonomy places the organism in Eukaryota, Metazoa, Chordata, Mammalia, Sirenia, Trichechidae. Gene Ontology annotation, biological process: ribosomal small subunit biogenesis; ribosomal large subunit biogenesis. The record is from RefSeq and is a predicted model, not a curated record. Gene Ontology annotation, cellular component: nucleolus.